This is a messenger RNA of Amyelois transitella, 927 nucleotides long. RefSeq names its product sodium/potassium-transporting ATPase subunit beta-1-like. The record is from RefSeq and is a predicted model, not a curated record. Gene Ontology annotation, molecular function: ATPase activator activity. Gene Ontology annotation, cellular component: sodium:potassium-exchanging ATPase complex. The transcript has a single exon. Bases 1 to 927 code for a protein of 308 amino acids. Gene Ontology annotation, biological process: potassium ion import across plasma membrane; intracellular sodium ion homeostasis; sodium ion export across plasma membrane. Lineage: Eukaryota; Metazoa; Arthropoda; Insecta; Lepidoptera; Pyralidae.
AUGGCGACGUUCUCUGAUCCAUCUGGAGUGAAACAAAUUACACCUGAAGAACGCCCAACAACUUCAACAGACCCAGCACAUCCUGGUACAUCAUCGGCUAAGUCACGGUUAAAACCAAUAAACAUAAUCACACCAAAGAAGAAUCCCUUCAAAUUUCAAUGUAUGAAAUGUUUAUAUAAUAAAGAAGAUAAAACCAUUUGUGGCAGAACAUGUAUAAGUUGGAUAAGUAUCAUUUGUUACUCAAUCAUGUAUUUGAUAUUUCUAUGUACAUAUACGAUGGUAUUCUUAUAUGGCAGUUUGUGUGCGGUAAAGGCGACUGUUGAUUUCGAAAGUAGAACAGAUUUUCAAGCUUUCUCCCAGAAUGGUAUCGGACUAACAGCUACACCUGUCUCUGUGUUAGGUGGUUACCCAUUAAUUUGGUAUAAAAUUGGAGAUGCACAAGGCCACAAAAAGUAUAUUGAUGCUAUUGAUAAAUUAAUGUAUGAAAGAUCAGAUGAUGGCGUAAAUAGAACUAACUUCGGACCUUGUGCUAGACCGCCAUAUGGUUAUGGUGACAAGCCUUGUAUUAUCGUAAGAAUAAAUAACCUUAUAAAUUGGGUCGCCAAGCCUCUCACCCCGGAGACAGCUGCUGUCAAAAACGCUCCAAAUGAAGUGAAGAGUUGGAUUACAUCUAAAAACAAUAUGCUGUGGCUACAUUGCAGUGGUUAUCAUUCUUACGACAAAGAACAUAUAAAAAGCAUAAAAUAUUACCCUGACCCUCCUGGGUUUGAUGCUGAUAAGUUUCCGCUGGAUAUGAAAACCAGAGCUCCGUUGGUUGCAGUGCAAAUAUCUGAUUUUACAUUAGGUAUAUCUUUAGCCAUAGAGUGCAAGCUGUGGUAUGAAAAUGGCGAAUCAUCUGUGGAGUUCAUGUUGUAUGUUACGCCUUAA